AUUCCUUCACACGCCCUACGCGGCUACGCUCAAACACCACAUACAACAAAGCGAGCCAAACCCAGCGCGACCGCCGCGAGAGAGGAGGCGGAGGCCAAACCCAAGAGAAACACAGCCGCGCCACCCACCAAUCCCGAGCAAAGGGGAGGAAGCAGAGGGAGAAGAAGCCGCGCGGGGCAAUGGGCAACAGCAUCGGCGGCCGGCGGAAGGGCGCCAAGGUCAUGCAGCUGGACGGCACGGCGUUCCGCGUGAAGCCUCCGGCGUUCGCGGGCGCGGUGCUGCGCGACCACCCGGGGUUCCAGCUCCUCGAGUCCGAGGAGGUGAAGCUGCUGGGCGUCCGCGCCCGCCCGCUCGCGCACGACGCGCAGCUCCGCCCGGGCCGGCUCUACUUCCUCGUCGCGCUGCCCCGGCCUGCCGCCCCGCCGCGCCGGGCGUGGUCCGGCGCGCUCCACGUCGGCGCGCGGGAGCGGCUCGAGUCGCUCAUGCUCACGCGCCGGUCCACCUCCGACCUCUCCCUCCCGGCCUCGGCCGCCACGGCGCCGGCGUCGCCGCUCUCCACGGCCUCCGAGGGCGGGCCCGUCCGGCUCCGGAUGCGCCUGCCCAAGGCCCAGGUCGAGAAGCUCAUGGCCGAGAGCCGGGACGGCGCCGAGGCCGCCGCCAGGAUCAUGCAGCUGUGCGCGGCCAACGCCGGCAGCGGCGCGGCCACGCCGGAGAGGGGGAUACUGCGGACGCCCGAGCGGAGCCCGCGGUUCGUGCCCACGCCGGAUUGGGGCGUCGGCGCCGGCGCGUUCGCGCAGACGCCGGAGCGGAGCCCGAGGUUCGCGGCGACGCCCGACUGGGGGACCGGGUUCAUGAUGCCGUCGGGCGCUGGGACGGCGCCGAGGACGCCCGAGAGGUGGCCCGCGCUGCCCCGCACGCCGGAGUACGCGUCGCCGGACGUCAAGGCCAGCCGGAAAGAGAAGCGGACGCGGUUCGUGGCGCUGCCGGACGAGAUCAUCGCGUGAUCUGACUUCGUCUUCCCGGACGAAGCGGGAGCUCCGUGCGGUUGCUUGCGACAUGGCGAGCAUGAUGUGAUGGCGAGACGAGGUCAGAGAGCCAGGAGAUGUAGACAGAUCCGCGCUCGAUCCCACGGUCGUUUUCCUCGGUUGCGGGCUGGAGAUGAUCGGCGGCCGCCGGUCCACGGCGGCGGCGGCUUCCUAGCUGCCUCGCUUCCGGCGACAUGGACUGGGGUGUCUGUCAUCUUCCUUGUUCCUCUUGUUGUGUGGUGUAUGUAUGUGCUGCAUCUGUAAGGCUCUCUUUGUCGUCGUCUCGGCUCUCUAGAUUUAGGUAGUAGCUGAAGAAGCUUAGAGUACAAGUAUAGUUCUACAUGUAUAUGAACACAUGCUUUUGUGGAGAUGGCAGUUAUAAAUACCUAUGUAGCCAACGAACAGCAUCGCGUGUCACCAUCCCGAUCAUGAUUCUAUUUCUGUAAAUAUUCCGUCAAAAGAGGAAUAAGGAAUAAUUGCGAGUGUUUUUCGUGGCUCAA
This is a messenger RNA of Panicum hallii, 1525 nucleotides long. RefSeq lists its product as uncharacterized. The transcript is spliced from 2 exons. Bases 180 to 1004 code for a protein of 274 amino acids. The record is from RefSeq and is a predicted model, not a curated record. NCBI's taxonomy places the organism in Eukaryota, Viridiplantae, Streptophyta, Magnoliopsida, Poales, Poaceae.